Messenger RNA from Durusdinium trenchii, 1068 nucleotides. NCBI's taxonomy places the organism in Eukaryota, Dinophyceae, Suessiales, Symbiodiniaceae. The record is from the annotation of a GenBank genome assembly.
AUGGGUCGCGAGCACUCCGCGCGGGACCUGGCGGAGCAACUCCGAGAGUUCCGUGCCUCGGAGGGACGGAGCGACCGGUCUGGGACUGGCGGACUACCGAGAAACGGCCUACCGGGCCAGAGGGGUGAGCGCUAUCCCAUCGACGAGCGUGCCUCCGACUUCCUCGAGAAGGUGGACAGUGAGGUGCUAGCCACGGUGCUGGCUGAGUUCCGGCCCAAGCGAGAGGGCGAGGGGAACUACUCAGCCUUGGUGACGAACUUUGUCCGUUCAGUUCAAAGUCGUAUCAACCGACAGCAGCGCAAUGGACGGCACCCACCCAGCAGUAGUAGUGAGCCCAGCGAGCCCCGCGAGAAGCGCCGCGAGCGCCGGCGUCGCAGGUACGAGAGCAGCGAGAGCAGCCAGGACAGCUUCGGGCGCACGCGGAAGGAUGCUUCCCCGAAGGAGCGUACCCGGGCACGGAGAACAGCAGCUUCCAGCAGCAGUUCACCCAGAGUGAAGCCCCAGGUCAAAGUGAAUGCGAGCGACAACGAAAGUGGCGGCCCCUCGAGCAGCCUCCAAGAGCUUCAAGCCGCGGUGCAGGCUGCCCAGGAGCGUGUGAACCGGGUCGAGGCCGAUGCCCGCGACGAGGAGAGGCUCAAAAACAGCAAGGCCGAGGAUGAAGUGGCGCGGGAGGUGGAAGAAGCCGUGAACAUCGCGCGCGAGCGUGCGCAGCGGGAGAUGGAGUUCCAACUCGCCGAAGCCGAACGGAGGCUUCGCAUGGAGAUGGACCAGUCCAUCGACGAUGAGCGGCAAGCGGCCGAGGAGGCCGGCCGUGCACGGAAGAUGGAGCUGGAGAGGGAAGCACGGCAGGAGCGGGAACGCCUCAUCGAAGAAGCGGAGCGGGAGCUCCGACAGACACGGAAGCAGGUGAUCCUGGCCCAGAAGAAAGCCGACAAAGCGCACAAGAAGGCCAUCGCCAAGGCCAAGCAAAUGCUUUCAAGCUCCGCGAGCGAGCCGCGCCGUCCGAAGGAGAAGAAGGCCAAAGAGAAGGAGACAAAGAAAGAAAGGAAGCCGGCCUACAGCGCCUAA